AGCACCCAGCAUGCAAAAAGGGUGGAGGAGUAAGAGGUUGCUGCUGAAAAGACAAACAAACAACAACAACAAAAAACAGUCACAGCAGAGCUUCAACUGCCAUCAAAAGGUAGCUUGCCACCUUUAGCAGGACUACACGGAGACCCGCAGCUGCUGCCCAGGAGGUGCAAAGAGGAGGAAACGGCGCCCAGUGUCGAGGCCAGCAGUUAGCUUCCUGGGCAGGAGCCAUGGCUUGGCCACCUUCCUGCUGGCUGUGGGUUCUGGGGGCUCUGGCAGGGCUCUCAGCUACCCCAGCCCCCAAUAGCUGCCCAGAGAAGCACUACCGGGCUCAGAAGGAACUGUGCUGCCAGAUGUGUGAGCCAGGAACGUUCCUCAAGAAGCACUGCGACCAGCAGAGAGCGGCUGCUCAGUGUGAACCAUGUAUACCGGGGGUCUCCUUCUCCCCAGACCACAACGCCCGGCCCCACUGCGAGAGCUGCCGGCACUGUCACUCCGGUCAUCUCAUUCAAAACUGCACCCCCACCGCCAAUGCCGUGUGUACCUGCCCCACAGGCUGGGAGUGCAAGGACAAGGAGUGUACCGAGUGUGAUCCUGCUAGAACCCCCACGCUGACCCCUCAUCUAUCAUCGGCCCCUGGCCCACAACCCACCCACUUACCUUACACCAAAAAGUUGCUGGAGGCCAGGACAGCCAGGCACGUGCAAACUCUGGCUGACCUCAGGCUGCCUGCCCCAGCUCUCUCGACUCAACGGCCAGCCCAGAGGUUCCUAUGCAACUCAGAGUGCAUCAGAAUCUUCGUGAUCCUGUCUGGAAUGUUCCUUGUUUUCACCAUGGGCGGAGCCCUGUUCCUCCAUCAACAAAGAAAAAAUGGACUAAACAAAGGAGAAAGUCCGGCGGUGCCUGCUGAGCCUUGUCCCUACAGCUGUCCCAGGGAGGAGGAAGGCGAAGCCAUCCCCGUCCAGGAGGAUUACCGAAAGCCUGAGCCUGCUUCCUACCUCUGAGCUGGCACUCCCCAGAGGGGGUCAUCACUGCAGAAAAGGCCUGGCCUCCACCUCGGCCCACUGCCCAGCCAGAGGCAAUGAGACCCAGCAACCGCAAAUUCAGUACCAUGCCCUGGCAGGGCCCUUUCCUGUGCACAGACUUGAGAAAGUACCCUUUGAGACUGGUGUGACAAGGACAGCGGGAGGUGGGGGGUGGGAAGCGGGAUGUGUCCUGGCCCAGCCAGCUUCACCUCCGUGCUGGACGAGGGCUGGGGUUCCAGCUGCAAAAUACACUGAAGCCCAGGAAAGCCCCCCGUGCUGUAUUUAGAAACUCAGCAGAAUAAAGUGACAGACUGCCA
Molecule: messenger RNA, 1339 nt
Organism: Myotis daubentonii (Daubenton's bat)
Lineage: Eukaryota; Metazoa; Chordata; Mammalia; Chiroptera; Vespertilionidae
Gene: CD27
Product: CD27 molecule
Biological process (GO): positive regulation of B cell differentiation; negative regulation of apoptotic process; positive regulation of T cell differentiation
Cellular component (GO): external side of plasma membrane
Molecular function (GO): protein binding; transmembrane signaling receptor activity
Source: RefSeq, a predicted model, not a curated record